Messenger RNA from Aspergillus terreus NIH2624, 813 nucleotides. Its product is annotated as putative transcription factor RfeG. The transcript is spliced from 3 exons. Bases 1 to 813 code for a protein of 270 amino acids. NCBI's taxonomy places the organism in Eukaryota, Fungi, Ascomycota, Eurotiomycetes, Eurotiales, Aspergillaceae. The record is from RefSeq and is a predicted model, not a curated record.
AUGACUGGAUAUGCACGCCCGGAGCGGCAGAAUGAGUACUUUAUUCCCGGUGAUGGGAUCAGCCGGGAAGUUAUCCAAGCAGACAUAUGCCGUUACCUUGGAAAUGAUGCGCUCGGUCGCCAGGGCUAUUUUAUUCGGGCUUAUCGGAACCUCACCAGUGAAAUGAUUGCUGAUCUCAAGGCCGACUCUGCAAGAUGGGAACAAGAUGUUUUACAUCGGGCUAAUCAGGGUUAUCCAAGAGGUAGCUACAUUCACGACUACUCAAUGUCCCAUGCACCUAACAGGCCUCCAGCCAGUUAUGCUUCAUCGUCAAUUCAUGAAGGACGGCAACAAGGAGGACCUUCUCCCCCACCGGUCUAUUCGGCCCCUCCUUCUCAGACCUAUGGGGUAGAUCCUUACGCACAGUCGGGGUACUCCCAGACCCAGAGUCCCCCGUAUCCAAACCCAUCUUCAUACCCUCCUAACCCUUCCAAUCACUCGCCGUUUGCUGGCCAGAACCCCUAUCCCGCCGCUCAGGUCCCUUAUACCGGCGCAAGCCAGCCUCCAGUGACGGCGGACAUGCACCCCACUUAUACAUACGCCAGUACCCCUGGCUAUGGUUAUGAAGGAAGAAGCAAUGCCCCUCGGUACGCGGGUUACGACCCUGAGUCCGAUUAUUCGCCAGUGACUUCCGGGAUAGCCUACCCCCCCACUACCGCCCCAGACCCGCGGAUAGGAAUGGAUACAAGAUACACCCCGGAGUCAGCAUACUCGGACCGUGGCAGGCCACAGCCAACAAGGGAACGGGGCGAUGCUCCGCGUCGACCCCGGUGA